UUAAACGCAACAUGAAUCGUUGCUAACUUAAAUAGCCAGGAAAAGGAGGAAAUAUUAUUUUGAACCUAUAUCUUAAAUUUUUGUCGUCUUCUUUAUAUUAGCUUGUUUUUUUUUACACAGUCUUGGGGCUAAAGAAAAACCGAAUCAGAUGCGACAGAGAAGAAAAGUUAGAGGAUAUUAGAAUUCCUCCAUUAAAACGAAUACGAUAGUUAUCUUGACAUCACUGUUGCAGCUUGGAAACAGAAAGGGGUUUUUUGUGUCAGAGGCUCGAGACAGCUGAAGUUUCGGUAGUAACUCGACUACACACGGACACGCCUCUCACCGGGGUUCUGUCCAAUCCCAUCGCUAUUAGUUCUGCAACCGACCAAUCAUCGCAGCUAUGUAAAUCGCCUCCUGAAUACUGCUGUCUCGGGACUGUUUUAAUGUGAAGCUGCCAGAUUUAUCUGUCAGACGCAGCGCAGUAGAGUUCAGAUGAAGAGUCAGUAGAGUCCGAGAAAGCUCCAGCACAGCUUGGCUGCUCGAUACUUUUUUUGCAAGACGGAUUGAGUUUAAUGUACAAUAUGACAUUUGAGGAACUAAGUGGGGAUUAUUCUCAAGAAAGAAUGGAUACGGUGGCGAAAGCCUUGGAGGAAGUCCUCACCUCUGCCUUGCCACAGGGCUGUAUUACGGUUGGCGUCUACGAAGCAGCCAAGUCCCUCAACAUAGACCCUGACAAUGUGGUGCUGUGCAUCCUAGCCACUGAUGAGGACGACGUUAAAGACGUGGCCCUGCAGAUCCACUUCACGCUCAUUCAGGCUUUCUGCUGCGAGAACGACAUCAACAUCCUGAGGGUCAACAACACCCACCGGCUGGCAGAGAUCCUGGGGGGAGGCGGAGGGAAGCAGAGCAGCGGGGAGCCCAUGGACCUGCACUGCGUCCUGGUCACUAGCCCUCACUCCACAUCAUGGAAGGACCCCGCCUUGAGCAAGCUGAACCGGUUCUGCAGAGAGAGCCGCUGCAUGGACCAGUGGGUUCCCAUCAUCAACCUGCCCGAGCGAUGAGCCCCCCCGGACCGCCUUGCAGCGAGGAGACCCUGUCCAGAGCCAAAUCAUUUCUGCACAGGAGGCAUGCUUUAAACCCCACCUGACACCAUGCUCCCACCAGAGAACCAGGUCUGCUGCAACGCUGGUUGCAGAGAGCACCAAAAAAAAAAAAAAUCAAAACAAAAAAAAACAAGAAAGAGAAAAAAAACAUGCUGUCAGUGUGGGAUGUGUUCAAAACCAAAAUAAAAAAAAAGCGUGGGGUCGGAAUUUCCACUUCGAACUGGGUUUGUUUGGAGUUAACGUCCGCGGGCCGCGGCGAGCGAGAGGAGGCGGCGGACUCUAUUCGUCUGGAGGUGGAAGUGUUACGAAGCGUGUGUGCUUUUCAGUGUGACGCCCCGCAGCCGAACACAAGGACUGUACGCUGUUUGUUUGGCAACGUCUCCGUGGCGAUGGGGAGGACCGGGGCAGCGACCCCGGAGCACAGAGCUGCUGAGCCGCUGAGCGGACCCAGGCCUCAGGCUCUCUGCAGAAAUAAAGCACUUGUUGAAACACUAGA
Molecule: messenger RNA, 1578 nt
Organism: Poecilia reticulata (guppy)
Lineage: Eukaryota; Metazoa; Chordata; Actinopteri; Cyprinodontiformes; Poeciliidae
Gene: gadd45aa
Product: growth arrest and DNA-damage-inducible, alpha, a
Biological process (GO): regulation of cell cycle
Cellular component (GO): nucleus; cytoplasm
Source: RefSeq, a predicted model, not a curated record